AUUGCAUAUACCUACGAUGGACCACCAGGCCAUAGGAUCUUACAUCUCAGACCAACAGCCGAACAGUGGGAGGACUUUCCUGCUCUCCUGGCUUUUGCUCGGAACCUCCAUGCCGAGGUCGACGGCUGCUUCAAGAUAAUACUUCCAGAAGAGCUUCAAGAGCCGCUUCCGGACAAGGACCCGCAGCAUGUGACGGCCAAUGCCUAUCGAAUAAGACAGAUCAACCACAGGACAUUCUGGCAGGUCAGCACAGUACCGAGCGAAGGCGCCUUUUCAUCUUCAGAGCCAGAGGGCGAGCUGUCCGGGAGCGUUGACGACAAGUUCAAGAAGCUAAAGACGCUUUUCAACAAGAGCAAGGACAGGCAGAUGCGCAACGUGCGUUACCGAGUCGACGUCCCCGCGUGGACAGCCAAACAGAGACGAGAAGCUGGCGUGCCGGAGAGAAGCCCCAUCCACCCACUGGCCGGCGACAAACUGGACAAGACAAAGGCCAUUAUUCCCGGAAUCCACACGCCGUAUGUGUACGAAUCAGCUCAGCACUUUGGUGCUACUUUCCAGCUCCACGCCGAAGACUUCCGCCUUUCCUCGUUGAACCAUCUUUACAAAGGUCGCAAGAUUUGGAUCGUGGUCCCCGCCACAGCCGUCGACGUUGCCGAAGAAGCACUAAAUCGAAAGGGCAAGUGUUCGCAGUUUAUGCGACACCGCGCCGAGUUCUUCUUCCCGGAGAAGCUCCAGAAAAUGGGCAUCCCGCAUCGGAUCGUCGACCAGCGACCCGGCGAAACCAUUGUCAUCCUACCAGAUGCCUACCACGAAGGCUUCAGCACGGGGUACACCUUGGCCGAGGCCAAGAAUUACGCAGACUCGGACUGGACGGCGGAUACGUAUCAGCCGUGCCAGCCGAGCUGCCAGCUCAUGACUGCUAUACCGGCGGAAUUCAUGAGGCCGCUGCGAGAAGGGGAGGAGAGGCUCGAUCUGUGCGCCGGCUAUAAGGAGGUCGGCGGGGAC
This is a messenger RNA of Trichoderma atroviride IMI 206040, 1005 nucleotides long. RefSeq lists its product as uncharacterized. Lineage: Eukaryota; Fungi; Ascomycota; Sordariomycetes; Hypocreales; Hypocreaceae. Gene Ontology annotation, biological process: chromatin remodeling; regulation of gene expression. Gene Ontology annotation, molecular function: histone demethylase activity. Gene Ontology annotation, cellular component: nucleus; chromatin. The record is from RefSeq and is a predicted model, not a curated record.